AUGGAGAAUGAAAUAAUGGAGAGAGUCAGAGAGGGGGAUUUUGAAGGGGCUAGAAAAGCCAUUCUAAAGAUAGAAGACAGCAUUAGGCUGGAACCGUCAUUAUAUGGUAAAAGAGCAUUGAUUGACAAAAUUCAAAGGCUGAAGAGUGUGUACAAUCAUCAUAUGCCGUUGGAUUCUGCAGAAAUUUUGAUGGCCGAGCCGUUUUUAUUGGCAAGGCAGGAAAAUGAGAUUACAAGUGCUGAUAACAAGAGAUAUGUUAGGAAUAUGCAUGGAGAGAAUGUUAUUAUUGAAGAUUGCUGUGAGGCUUUGAUUGAGCAGUGCAGUGGAUGUGUUUUUGAUUAUUUCUGCAGCGAAACCUCAGUGUUGUUAGUAGAUGUCAAGAGCAGUAGGAUUUCAUGCAGUGCACAUCAGAUAAGACUGAAUAACUGUGAAGAUGUAGAGCUCGUGGUUCAUACACAGACGGGUGUGUAUCUUCAGAGAUGCAAGGAUAUAGUGAUUGGCAGAUAUGGCGAUUCUGAAUGCAAUAAGUUUGCAUGUGUCUAUGACUUUUCGAAUCCGUUUGGAGGAGGAAGUUAUAGGAUUGUGUAA
Ordospora pajunii is the source of this 588-nucleotide messenger RNA. Its product is annotated as putative tubulin binding cofactor C. Bases 1 to 588 code for a protein of 195 amino acids. Lineage: Eukaryota; Fungi; Microsporidia; Ordosporidae. The record is from RefSeq and is a predicted model, not a curated record. The transcript has a single exon.